AGAAGGAAAGAAAACCUCCUGUCCUUUAGAAAGAUUGGAUUUACAAUGCGCCAAAAUCUCCGUCCUAGUCAAUUUUCCAGUGCAAGUUCACAGCAGGAGGAGGAUCUGUCUGGCAGGUACAGAGUUAAAGGCAUCAUCGUAGCCAUUAGAGGGAAAAGUUGAAGCAAUGCAAGCACAGCGGAGUCCUCCAGCCCUCCCCUUUUGCCCACUCCCCACUUCUCAGGCUGGUUCAGUGUUUAGGGAGAGCAGUGAUCACGCAGUCCUGAACAGCAGGCUGACAUUGGACGAGCUGCCAGGUAUCUGAAAACAGGCAAUGAAGAGAGCAGAGAUCCACUUUUCACCGUUUCUCCUCUGGAUCUAGACUUAUAGCUUCAAGCUCCAGCCAGCUCAUUUUAUCUUCCGUGCAUCUCAGUCCCCCUUCCCCAAAGACAAUCCACCCGCUGAGUAGGAGAGAAUGCUUUCAGUGUCGCAUCCAGGGAGACAUCGCAGAGCAGUUUUAUAGAUUUGCACGGAUUUCUUCUAGGGCAUUUGGUGUCAGUUACCCUGAUGUGACUUUUCUUUUCGGCUUUGGAAUAAUGGGGAUCUUUUUGGCUUAUGUUGGAUUCAUUUUCUUUUCUGUUUUAUAUAUACAACAAGGACUUUCUUCUCAAGCAAAAUUUACUGAGUUUCCCCGAAAUGUUACAGCAACUGAGGGUCAGAAUGUGGAAAUGUCAUGUGCUUUCCAAAGUGGUUCUGCCUCAGUUUACCUGGAGAUCCAGUGGUGGUUUUUGCGGGCAGCUGAAGACCAGGAGACUGGAGGAGAGGUGACAGGCACUCAGGUGGAGCUCUUACCAGAAAGAGAUUUAGACAACGAUGGAACAAAAAUCAGUACAGUAAAAGUACAAGGGAAUGACAUCUCUCACAAGCUUCAGAUUUCUAAAGUAAGGAAAAAGGAUGAAGGCUUAUAUGAGUGCCGGGUGACAGAUGCCAACUAUGGAGAUCUUCAAGAAUACAAGGCCCAAGCCUACCUUAAAGUCAACGCAAACAGCCACUCUCGGAGAAUGCAGGCAUUUGAAGCAUCUCCCAUGUGGUUACAAGACAUGAAACCUCGAAAGAAUAUCUCUUCAGUCGUUCCCAGUAGCAUCCAUAAUUCUGCUAAUCAGCGAAUGCGUUCCACCUCCAGCCCUCAAGCUGCAGCCAAAAUCCCCAAACAAAGUCCACAAUCAGCAAAGAGCAAAUCGCCUGUAAAAUCUUCGGAGCGGACAGCAAAGUUGACCCUAAACUCCAACCACCACUCUGCACCCAAUGUACUCUAAUUCUCUACACAAGGAGCACCUUCUUCAGGAAGUUAAAAAAAAAUUAAAACAAAAUAAAAACAAAAAAAAAAAGAAAAAAGUUAAAAAAAAGAAGAUUGCCCACAUUUUAUUAAUACUAUUUUCUUUGGCAGACCACUGAGCUUUUAGUUCAAAAGGACUGGCUUGAAGUGAUAGGACAUUUUGUAACAGCAAGACUUGUUUUCCUUUUCUUUCGACGAGUAGAAGCACUGUAUGAUUGACUGCUCAGGGUUUGGCCUGUAAAUCAUCAGAAUAUAAGUGUUCGCUGUGGAUAUCCUUGAUUUCCACUAGGUCACAGCGUUUCUCCACUGGAGACAAACAGAGACCAAAAACAAAUAAAUGAAUAACAUACUACAGCAUAUCCUCAAACAAAAAAAUCUGCCUUUUGGGGGAGGAACAAAAAUAAACAUGGCAAGCCAAUGUAUAGAACAUUAACUUGAAGCAAGAAAAAAAAAACACACACACGGACAAGAAUGAAGUGGUACUUUUUCUACUUUUUAAAUUUUUUUUCCUUUACUUGUGUUGGGGCUCUUUUUCAUUUCUUUUUUUUUUUUUCUUUUUCUUUUCUUUUUCUUUUUUUGUUCCUAUUUCUUGUUCAAUGGUGGCAAGUACUGACUAAGGCCCAUCCCCAGGUAACUGUGUGGAGGUUUCUAUAAAUACAUUUUUUUGAGUGUUCUCUAUUUCAUUGUAUUUUAUCUAAUUUUGCAAUUACUGUAUAUGCAAAGCUGACAUAAGUUCUGUAAAUUGCUUACAGUACAUGUGAUAUAACUUCAAAGUAGGAAUAAUAUGAUCCUCAUGCAAGCAAUUUUUAAUACAAUAUAUAUCUAUAUCUAUAUGUUGUGCCACCAACAAACAUCUUUAUUUUGUUUUCUAAUGAAGCAUACUAUUUUAAUUUGUAAUUCAGUAUUGUGUGAAUUUUGUAAUACAUUAAUUCACUUCCACUGAUUUGACACUUUCAGAUGUCUGCUAAUUUCUGUAAAAUGCACAUUAAAAUUUGUAAUGGUCUCUGAAAAAUUAACUAUUUCAGUUGUGUGUAUAAUGUGUUUGAAUUUAAUAUGUGCCCUUUAUAUUUAUGUUGGUUUGGGAGUUUGAGGAACUUUUUCCCAGAAGAAUGUAAAUUGUUUUUGCUUUUUGCUUUUUUUUUUUUUUUUUUUUUUUGCUACACAAUUAUACAUAGAAAAGGAGGGAAGGAAAUGAAAUGUUUCCUUCAAGAAGAUUUGUUUGUAAUAUGAACAUAUGAAAGGAGAAUUGAUCACAUUGAUUUCUAUAGUUCACUGAAAACUUUACCUUCUAUGACUGAAAGCAUUAGUUCUUAUUUCAUACACUAAAUUUGUUUAUCUCUAAAUUAAAAAAUAAAAUUUGAUCAUUGUAUGGAAAUUAUAUGCACAAUAUUAAUCAAAAUAACUGAUGAAAGGUAGAGAAUCCACCUUUCUUUGGUGAAUUGAAAAUGUUUAAAUAUCCUAUUUAUUAUUUUUUUUUGUUUUGUUUUUUCUUCAGUAUCUAGUUUCUCUCCUGAAAAAGAAAGAUAGGUAUGACUGUAAUUGUGUAUAUGUAAGCUCUACAAUGUGCCAGAAAAAAAGAGAUAUGAAAGAUUGGAGAUUUCCUUACACAUUGGCCCCUCAAUUUUUCUUUCCUUGUGAAGAGGGAAAAUCAUCUAUUAAUGACCACUUCCUGCUUUUGUCUGAGGGCCUGAACUGAAAUUUUUAAAUUGCUGUAUUUCACAGUUUACAGGUAAUGCACUGACUGGUUCUGUGACUGGAUACUGAACAAUGCAACAUGGUUCAAUGCUUUCAAUGUGUUUGUCUGAGAAAUUAUGUCUUGUGCUAUGCAUUUCUUCUCUAUUCACUUCUUGAUCUGUUUGGUUCUCUGAUCUUAAAGAGUCUAAAAAGAAAAGCUAAAGAAACAUUUUAUUUACACUAGUACAGAAAAGAGUAAUGGUAUUUUUAGGAAGCUUUCUUUAUCAGAAAUAUAUUUUCCUUUAAAAUUAUGUUUACAAAAAUCAUGGAAAGGUGAGAAGUAAAUGUGUUAUUAACCAAAACAAAAAAGGACCAAAGCUUCUGCUGAAUGCUCACCUGAACCUCCCUCUGAAAUUAAUGAAUAAACCCAGCAAUGUAGAAUUGGAUUUAGCCACUCAACAUUAAUGAAUGAGGGACAGAGGUGGAAAUUACUCCCACCUGACAAUUGAAGGUCAUUUGGAAGUUCAAGUCCUGAAAUUAAUCAAGACUUAAGAAAGACCAUAGUCAUAAUUUUCCUAACUGCUGUUACUUUUUUUUUUUCAAUGUGAAGGGAUACUAUCUAGUCAGGAAGGACUUAGUAAUAGAAAUAACUCUGUCCUUGCCCAAAUCUAGUGAAAUCAGCUCUUCCACUGACUUACUGAGGGUCCCUUUUCCUGACAGAUCAUUUGCACAUCAUAUAGUGGCCCCAAACUUUAAAAGUCAAUUACGUAUGUUAAACAUUGUAAUAGAAACUAGAAUUUGUUAAGGAGGCCUUCAAAUAUUUAUGCCUCACAUUGUGUCCUUCUGGGGCUAUGACUUUGUAUGUAACCAUGAUUAUGGCAAUACAAAUAAAGGUUGGAAAAACAUUGCUAUCUGAAUUUCUCAACAUUGGUUUUGAAGGUUAUGUGUUGACUUCAAUAAAAGGGAAUGAUGAAAACUUCAAAAGA
Messenger RNA from Antechinus flavipes (yellow-footed antechinus), 3975 nucleotides. It is a transcript of the gene VSTM2A, whose product is annotated as V-set and transmembrane domain containing 2A. The transcript is spliced from 5 exons. The record is from RefSeq and is a predicted model, not a curated record. NCBI's taxonomy places the organism in Eukaryota, Metazoa, Chordata, Mammalia, Dasyuromorphia, Dasyuridae. The coding region runs from base 576 to 1295 and encodes 239 amino acids.